GACAAGGGUGACAACUUUGACAACAGUGACAACGGUGCAAACAGUGACAAUGGUGACAACAGCGACAAUGGUGACAACAGCGACAACGGUGACAAUGGUGACAACAGGAACAACGGUGACAAAAGUGACAACAGCAACACUGGUGACAACAGUGACAACGGUGACAACAUUGACAACACUGACAACGGUGAGAACCAUGACAACAGUGACAACGGUGACAACCGUGACAAUAGUGACAACGGUGACAACAGGGACGACGGUGACAACAGGGAGACGGUGACAAACGUGACAACAGUGACGACAUUGACAACGGUGACAACAGCGACUAUGGUGACAACACUGACAACAGCGAUAACGGUGUCAACAGUGACAACGGUGACAACAGUGACAACAGCCACAAUGGUGACAACAGUACCAACGGUGACAACAUUUAAAAUGGUGACAGCAGUGACGACGGUAACAAUGGUGACAACAGUGACUACAGUAACAGCUGUGACAACGGUAACAAUGGUGACAACGGUGACAGCAAUAAGAAGAGGGUCAAUGGUGACAAUAGUGACAAUGGUGACAACCGUGACAACGGUGACACCACUGUCAACAGCGACAACGGUUAAAACAGUGACGACGCUGACAACUGUGACAACAGUCACAACGGUGACAACCGUGAUAACGGUGACAACCGUAACAACAACGACAACGGUAACCACAGCAGCAAUAAUGACAACAGCGACAACAGUGACAACAGCGACAACGGUGACAAUAGCAACAACAGUGACAACAAAAACAAUGGUGAUAACACCAACAACAGUGACAACCAUGACAACAGCGACUACAGUGACAACGGUGACAAACGCAACAACAGCGACAAUGGUGACAACAGAGACAACAGUGAUAACGGUGACAACAGCGACAACGGUGACAACAGUGACAACGGUGGCAACAGUGACAACGGUGACAAAAGUGACAAGGAAUAAAACAGUGACAAUGAUGACAAAAGCGACAACGGUGACAACACUGACAACAGCAGAAACAAUGGUGACAACAGUGACGACUGUGACAACAGUGACAACAGCGACAACAGUGAGAAAAGUAACAUCGGAAACAACAGUGAAAACAGGGACAACAUUGAAAACACUGAAAACAGCGAACACAGUGACAACAGCAACAACUUUGACAACAACGACAACAGUGACAACACUGGCAACGGUGAAAACGGUGACAACUGUGACAACAGUGAAGAUGGUCACAACAGAGACAACGGUGACAACUGUGACAGCUAGCGACAAUAAUGGCAACACUGACAAUAGCAACAACGGUGACAAUGGGGAAAACAGGGAGAAUGGUGACAACAGUGAGAACAGUGACAAUGUUGACAACAGUGACAACGGUGACAACUGUGACAAAAGUGACAACGGUGACAAUGGUGACAACAGCCACAAUGGUGACAACACUGACAACAGGGACAACAAUGACAACAGUGACGACGGUGACAACCGUGACAACAGUGACAAUGGUGACAACAGGGACGACGGUGACAAACGUGACAUCGGUGACGACAUUCACAACGGUGACAACACUGACAACAGCGACAACGGUGUCAACAGUGAAAACGGUGACAACAGUGACAACUGUGACAACGGUGACAACAGUGACAACAGCCACAAUGGUGACAACAGUAACAACGGUGACAACGGUGACAACAUUUAAAACGGUGAGAGCAGUGACGACGGUAACAACGGUGACAACAGUGACUAUAGUAACAGCCGUAACAAUGGUGACGAUGGUGACAACGGUGACAGCAAUAAGAAGAGAGUCAACGGUGACAAUAGUGACAAUGAUGACAACCGUGACAACGGUGACAACCGUAACAACGGUGACAACACUGACAACAGCGACAACGGUUACAACAGUGACGACGGUGACAACUGUGACAACCGUAACAACAACAACAACGGUAGCCACAGCAGCAAUAAUGACAACAGCGACAACAGUGACAACAGUGACAACGAGCGACAAUAAUGGCAACACUGAAAACAGCAACAAUGGUGACAAUGGGGAAAACAGGGACAACGGUGACAACAGCGACAAUGGUGACAAGAGUGACAAUGUUGACAACAGUGACGACGGUGACAACUGUGACAAAAGUGACAACGGUGACAAUGGUGACAACAGCGACAACAAUGACAACAGUGACGAUGGUGACAACCGUGACAACAGUGACAACGGUGACAACAGGGACGACGGUGACAAACGUGCCAACGGUGACGACAUUGACAACAGUGACAACAGCGACUAUGGUGACAACACUGACAACAGCGACAACGGUGUCAACAGUGACGACGGUGACAACAGUGACAACUGUGACAACGGUGACAACAGUGACAACAGCCACAAUGGUGACAACAGUAACAACGGUGACAACGGUGACAACAUUUAAAACGGUGAGAGCAGUGACGACGGUAACAACGGUGACAACAGUGACUAUAGUAACAGCCGUAACAAUGGUGACAAUGGUGACAACGGUGACAGCAAUAAGAAGAGAGUCAACGGUGACAAUAGUGACAAUGAUGACAACCGUGACAACGGUGACAACUGUAACAACGGUGACAACACUGACAACAGCGACAACGGUUAAAACAGUGACGACGGUGACAACUGUGACAACCGUAACAACAACAACAACGGUAACCACAGCAGCAAUAAUGACAACAGCGACAACAGUGACAACAGCGACAACAGUGACAACAAAAACAAUGGUGAUAACACCAACAACAGUGACAACCAUGACAUCAGCGACUACAGUGACAACGGUGACAAACGCAACAACAGCGACAAUGGUGACAACACAGACAACAGUGAUAACGGUGACAACAGCGACAACGGUGACAACAGUGACAACAGUGACAACGGUGCAACAGUCACGACGGUGACAAAAGUGACAAGGGUUAAAACAGUGACAACGAUGACAAAAGCGACAACGGUGACAACACUGACAACAGCAGAAACAACGGAGACAAUGGUGGCAAGAGUGACGACUGUGACAACAGUGACAACAGAGACAACAGUGAGAAAAGUAACAUCGGAAACAACAGUGACAACAUUGACAACACUGAAAACAGCGACAACAGUGGCAACAGCAACAACUUUGACAACAACCAGAACAGUGACAACGGUGAAAACGGUGACAACUGUGACAACAGUGAAGAUGGUGACGACAGUGACAACUGUGACAACGGUGACAACAGUGACAACGGUGACAAUAGUGACAACGGUGACAACAGUGACAACUAGCGACAACAAUGGCAACACUGACAACAGCAACAACGGUGACAAUGGGGAAAACAGGGACAACGGUGACAACAGCGACAAUGGUGACAACAGUGACAAUGUUGACAACAGUGACAACAGGGACGACGGUGACAACAGUGACAACUGUGACAACAGUGACAACAGUGACAACGGUGACAACAGCGACAAUGGUAACAACGGUACAACACUGAAAACGGUGACAACGGUGACAACAAGGACGACGGUGACAACU
Porites evermanni is the source of this 3541-nucleotide messenger RNA. The record is from the annotation of a GenBank genome assembly. Lineage: Eukaryota; Metazoa; Cnidaria; Anthozoa; Scleractinia; Poritidae.